Messenger RNA from Bipolaris victoriae FI3, 1212 nucleotides. RefSeq lists its product as hypothetical. The coding region runs from base 1 to 1212 and encodes 403 amino acids. The record is from RefSeq and is a predicted model, not a curated record. Gene Ontology annotation, molecular function: protein kinase activity; ATP binding. Gene Ontology annotation, biological process: protein phosphorylation. NCBI's taxonomy places the organism in Eukaryota, Fungi, Ascomycota, Dothideomycetes, Pleosporales, Pleosporaceae. The transcript has a single exon.
AUGUCGGAACCAACUCCUACAGUGGCGCGACCGCCAGGCGCCGUAUUUCGUGUAGUGAAGACUCUUUCAAAAAGCUCUUCAAGUACAGGGGUAUAUCUCUGUCUUCAACGCACUCUUCCUUCCUCCUCUGAGCCCACAAUGGACAUUGACGAAGAUCUUUCAAACCGAUGCGCGCCAAUCUUGGCGGCGUUUGGGAAGAUGACUGGGAACGAACGCCUACAGCAGCAACUUAGUCUACUCGAGUAUGAGAGGCUUGGACACGUGCUAUACCAAAAUAUACAGGAAAACCGAACAUCGUUACUACGUUCGGGGCAGAUAGAGAUGCUACCGCAGCUCGUAGUAGUCAAGAUGUCUACGGAGAAAGAGAAGGUGCGGAGAGAAGUCGAGGUGGUAGAGGAGAUCCAUAGAAUGGCCGGGGAAGUGACCACGCUGCAUAUAGGGUCAUAUGUACUGGGGUCUCAGCACACAGAGGCGCCAGAGACAUCGUACAUGGUUUUGCGCCCUAUCUUUGGGCCCACGCUUGAGGAAUUCAGUGAAAGGAGCAGCUGCUGUAGGAGCGGGCACAUUCCAGACUGGCUGAUGGCGCAUGUCUGUAUCACUUUGAUCGAGGCGGUCAAUUUCUUGCAUGAGCAUGGCCUGGUGCAUGGCAGGAUCGAGGCGUCCAAUGUCAUGUUGAGCUUGUACCCGGUGUACAUGCACCAUCGGUAUCGUGGGUACCCGGAUGUGCAACUGAUUAAUUUUUCAGAUUGUGCAUCAGCAGCGGCAAAAGAUACAGCCCUGGAUGUGAGAGGCGUGCUGGUGGUCUUGGAAGAAAUCAUGGUCAAGCAGAGCGACGCCGCCCCAUCUAGACGUUCCAAACGGGACGUUCGUGGUCGAGUCCGAGAAAAACAAGGCGAGCAAAACCUUCUUCUAGCUCAGAUCAAGAGCAUGACUACAGCUGAUUACGAAGGAGACAUGGACAUACAAGGCUUACAAAGGUCACUAGUAGGCAUAGCGCAAGACAUGCGACACGUUGGUCCCGAAACGAUGCCGAGAGACAUCAUGAGGCUGCUCCAUGCAGAUUUGACGACAGCCGGAGAACUCGAGUGUGCAGUGCGAAACCCUUUAGUUCUCAAACUGAGGAGUCAGAAGGAAGCGACAAAGGUCGUUAGGGACGAUGGGUCAGUUGAUGUUGUUGGUGUGGAAAAUGUGGAGACGAAGACUAGGGAUUAG